ACAGGCUCUAAACAACAACAUCGCCAUUUUGGAGGGAGGCGGGUACGAUGAAAAUCUCCCGCGGCGCACAGUGCAGAAGUAGGUCAACUAACAAUAUCGCAGAGACGUAUGAACACACAGUCGAAAAAACAACAAAUUGCUGAAGAAAUUUGCGCCUCAUCUUCCGAUGCGUCUGUUUUUAUUCGGUCUAAUGUUUUCAUUGUCUGGCCCUGGUUGACGUUCAGACGAAUAAUCUGAGGAUUUUGUAUAUUUUUCCACUUUUUGCGAGCGAGACAUACGACUGUAACACGCAAAAACAGAAAUGAAACGGUUGGGCAGAGACAGAGAGGGCAGUAGCUCAUCCUGUGAGGGGCUGAUGGAGUCCUGCAAGAGAAUCAAACAGCUCGGUGAAGACGCUGGAGAUCCGAUGUGCGACUGGGAUCGACUGCCCCAGGAGAUCCUGCUUCACAUCUUUCAGUACCUGCCGUUGUUGGAUCGUGCCUUUGCCUCCCAGGUUUGCCGUGGAUGGAAUCAGGCUUUCCACAUGCCAGAGCUGUGGAGGUGCUUUGAGUUUGAGCUUAAUCAACCUGCCAGUUCUUACCUGAAAGCCACACAUCCUGAUCUAAUAAAGCAAAUCAUUAAGAGGCACUCCAAUCAUCUACAGUACGUCAGCUUCAAGGUGGACAGCAGUACAGAGUCAGCAGAGGCAGCUUGUGAUAUUCUGUCUCAACUCGUCAACUGUUCAUUGAAAACGCUUGGACUUAUCUCAACAGCACGACCAAGCUUCAUGGAGUUACCAAAGUCCCACUUCAUCUCUGCACUAACAGUGGUGUUUGUUAACUCCAAGUCUCUGUCAUCUCUGAAAAUUGAUGACACACCAGUAGAUGAUCCUUCUCUCAAGGUUCUGGUAGCCAACAACAGCGAUACACUUAAGCUCUUAAAGAUGAGCAGCUGUCCACACGUUUCUCCUGCAGGUAUCCUGUGUGUCGCUGAUCAGUGUCACGGUUUGAGAGAACUUGCGCUCAACUACCACUUACUGAGCGACGAGCUGCUCCUGGCACUGUCCUCAGAAAAGCACGUGCACCUUGAACAUCUGCGCAUAGAUGUGGUGAGCGAGAACCCCGGGCAGCAGUUCCACACCAUCAAGAAGAGCAGCUGGGAUGCCAUGGUGCGCCAUUCACCAAAAUUCAACCUGGUCAUGUACUUCUUCCUGUACGAGGAUGAGUUCGGCCCAUUUUUCCGAGACGAGAUACCCGUCACGCACCUCUACUUCGGCCGCUCGGUCAGUAAGGAGGUGCUAGGCCGCGUCGGCAUGAACUGCCCACGACUGGUGGAGCUGGUGGUUUGUGCUAACGGUCUGCGACCAUUGGAUGAGGAGCUGAUCCGCAUCGCUGAACGCUGCCAGCACCUCUCAGCCAUCGGAUUGGGUGAGUGCGAGGUCUCCUGCAGCGCUUUCGUGGAGUUCGUGAAGAUGUGCGGCCGGCGUCUUUCUCAGCUGUCUAUUAUGGAGGAGGUUCUUAUCCCAGACCACAAAUACAGCCUGGAUGAGAUUCACUGGGAGGUGUCCAAACAUCUGGGACGCGUUUGGUUUCCAGAUAUGAUGCCCACCUGGUGAAUUUUUUCAUUUAAAAGAAAGGCUGGCAGACACACAUGUGGACUAAAUGAAAAAAAUUCACAGCUGUUGCAAAAGUUUUGCAUCAGUAUUGUUGUGAAGAGUCUCAUGAAAACAUGUCUGGGUUACAUUUCAGAAAAAAAAUCCAAAGAAAAAAUAUAUUUUGCAUAAUGAAAGCUAAGAACCGGAGUAAUCUGGCUUUGUACAGAAGCUUUCAGUGCACAGAGAAUAAAAAGAUACAGAUAAUAUAAUAUAAACUGGAUGAGACCUGUUGAGUAUGAAAGUUUUCUCCCAAAAUUUUGUUGUUAACAUUCUGCAACAUUAUAAACAGUACAACAAAACUAUUAUGAUUAGGAAACAUUGUAUACUUGAAUUUUUUUUGCAUUUGUAGGUAAAUUAUCUCCUCUUUUGAUUGUAUGACCCAGACAUGUCCUUAAAAGGUCUUGUUCCCUCUUGAAGUAUAGCAUAGCUUUACUACACUAAACAAAGUAAUUUAAUGAUUUCGGUGAGAGUCACUAUUGAUGUAUUUAGAAUCACAUUCUCUAUUCUCAGCAUCUAUUCACACAUCAUUUACUGAGCUGUACUGUAUCUUUUAGUGCAGGGCAGUCAAAACAUCUCUAAGAGUUGUAGUACAACAGUUAAAGCAUUGUGAAGUACACUAAUCAUUUGCAUUUAAAUCACAAAAUGACAAUCACAUUUGGCUUACAGUAAGUAAGUGCACUGAUAAUGGCUCCUCCUAGGGCUAUUACAAGCCAUUACACUUUAGAUGGAGGGAUGGUUACUUUUUCCUCCCUCACUUAUUUCUGGCCGUGCUUGUUUGACCGGUUAACACGACAAGUUCAAGAUAAAACGUACGCAGACUUUUGCUGUGUUUUCUCUUGAAGCAAUGAUUGCAUUCUUGAAAUAUUUUGUAGAUAAUGAACUGUAUUUUUUGUGAAAUACACAUUUUAUAUUAAUAUUUGGUAUCACUGUAGAAAUUCCUUGUUGCACUUAAAUGUUUAAGGUUAAACAACUUGAAUGAAUAAGUUACAUAAACUUUUUUGACAAGUUAGAAUUGCUAUAAAAUAUAAAAAUAAAGUUGUAAUAACUUAAGCCCAUUCAACAUUAUUUUUUAUUUAUUUAUAACUACUCACUAGUCAAGAAAAGGGCUGGGUAUCAAUUCAGAUGUUCCAGAUCGAUUCGAUUUUGAUUCACAAGCUAUUGAUUUCGAUUGUCGGGCCGAUUUUUAUACUCGAUUUUCGAUUCAACUCAAUGAAUAUAGAUUAUAUAGAAUAUUAAAUUAUAUUAUAUUAGAAUAUAUUAGAAUGAAGACUGAAUGAAUGAAUGACAGGCUCGCCUCUCGCUCUUUGGUAACAUCGCACAAGGAAAAAACGAGGGUGACAUCUAGUGGAGGAGACUAGUAAUUAGAUUAACGUUAAUCUUACGUUCAAUGUAUGCGGAAAUAAACAUGGGGGGAAAAUCGAUUCAUGGGCUUUUUUUUGCCCAGCCCUAGUCAAGAAAGUUAAAAUGACUUGUUAAUUCAAGUUGUUUAACCCAUUAAUUGGCACUGUCCUGUGAGGGGGACACCCAAGUUUACUUCAAUAUUUUGCAUGAAAAUGUUAAUCUGUCACGACAAACUAUAUAUUGUUGGAAAGGUCUAAGAAAGUAAUUUUCAUAUUUCAAAACCUUUUAGCAGUAAUAAUAAUGCAGUGACUGUAAUUUAAUAAUUUGUGACAAGAGUAUGCAGCAAACCAACACAAACCUCUUUAUUUAUAAUUGUAUGUAUAAAAUAAUACUAUAUUGCAUUAUUUUUAUUUAUUACAAUACAUUUAAACUGCUAUAACAAUUUUUCCUUAUUUAAUAUUUUCACCUCCAGACACUUACAAAAAAGUGUCUUUAAAGUGUCUUCUUUAAAACAAGACCAAAUUUAGGCUUCUAGACCCAAAAAUGCCAGAGUUAUAUUAAUUUGAAGGUGUACAUCAUUUAUCACCCCCUCACACUCAAAAAGGGCUCUGCCAGGUAAAGGGUUCAACUUAAAAAUUGAAGUGCAACAAUUAAUUUUUUUUUACAGUGCACAUGCAUUUGUAUAUAAUGAAUAAUAUUCACCUCAGACAUACCUAAUUUAAAUACUUGGUAAUGAGUUAAAAGAGAACAAAUACUAAUUGUUUUGCAGAAAAGAGAAUAGUCGAUCUGAAAUAAAAAAUCAUAGAUGGGUUGGGUAUGUUUGAGUUUGUCAGAGUGGUACGACAUAUACAGAUGUGUCCAAGAGAAAAAAUGAACUGUCGAUAGAUUUCUAUCGGGUUGCAUCAAGAAUGUUGUGAGACUUGGCCAUUGCAUAAGUGAUAAAUUAAUAUGAUUCAAACAGAAAUAAUUGUAAAACUGCCCAGACCUAACUGCAUUAAAAUGCACCUUUGUUUCAAUGUAACUAUUGGAGUGGAAACGUUUUCCUUUAAGAAGGAAGCCCCAUAUGUUUGUAUAUAUGCUGUGUGUUUCAAAUAAAUAGAAACUUCUCUUGCUUCCUCUGUGAAGGUUUAUAUAUUGUUUCUGUGCUGAUCUUAUUGAGAUGAGUGGGAAUAUUUCCUAGAUGGAUCUUUGUACCCCUGUAAUUAGAUUUUAUCAGCAGUGUAAUUUAUUGAUAUGCUUUAUAUUAAUGCUUUAACAUUGGCUAAGAUGCUUCUUGUUGAUUUAUAUGUCUAUAAUAAAAAAUAUAAUGAAAAUCAA
This is a messenger RNA of Misgurnus anguillicaudatus (oriental weatherfish), 4291 nucleotides long. It is a transcript of the gene fbxl3a, whose product is annotated as F-box and leucine-rich repeat protein 3a. Gene Ontology annotation, cellular component: mitochondrion. The record is from RefSeq and is a predicted model, not a curated record. Gene Ontology annotation, molecular function: protein binding. Lineage: Eukaryota; Metazoa; Chordata; Actinopteri; Cypriniformes; Cobitidae.